This is a messenger RNA of Heterobasidion irregulare TC 32-1, 2625 nucleotides long. RefSeq lists its product as uncharacterized. The transcript is spliced from 9 exons. Lineage: Eukaryota; Fungi; Basidiomycota; Agaricomycetes; Russulales; Bondarzewiaceae. The record is from RefSeq and is a predicted model, not a curated record. The coding region runs from base 1 to 2625 and encodes 874 amino acids.
AUGGCCAAGGAGAAGGCCAAAGUUUACCGCCUUCAAAAAACAGUCAAAAACUCUACAGCAUUUCAAGGGCCUGCUAUUUGUGCAUCUUGCAUGGAGAUCAGCAGGUCCAAGCAGUUCAAGUUUGCAUGCUCUUGGCCAGUUCCUACGGUGAAUAACAUAAAAUAUCUUAAUACCCAUUACCGUGACAAGGAGGCCGCGCUCAUGUAUGCCAGAGCACUAGGGCUUCAAGACAUCUUUGAUGAGGUCUAUCAGAACUCUGUGUAUAUACGCUAUAUCAAAGGGGUCCUCAAAGGUGAAUAUGCCAAUUGUCGCAUCUUCAAUGGUUUGCUCGUGGCCAUUGUCGAUGGUCAGGAACGUACUCAGGCUGGGAAGGGACUGCAAAACAUGAAAUACACGCCUAGCCUGGACGACUUUGCACAUAUAGCUCUUAUCGAGAGCCCGGGAGUUUACAGAUUCAUGGGACAGCAUUUCAAUUUGCAUAGUCCUCGAAGCUUUAAGAUGAAGCAGGCGGCUAUGCCUCGCUUCCCCUCCGUGAUUGGACUCUCAUCAUACGACUGUGUCGCUCAAAUCAUCAAAUCCUUGGAUCAUCAUGGUCCUCUUGGGCUAAGCUGCGACAAUACAAAACUGUAUGCUACGCUACGUACAUACUGGGAUGCUGAAUUGCAACAACAUGUCUUGGUUGGCCAUAUAGGCAACCCCAUACCUAUUCCAACUCCACAGGACCUCAAGAAGAUUCUAAGAUCAGGGGAGCUUGAGAAAGCUACAAAGGUUCGCAUGUGGACUGUUCAAGUGCCACUAUCUGGGGCACCAUCAAUCAUUGCUGCAGCCAAAGCUAUCCCAAACUCCUUGAGUGCCAAAGCUCUUUUCAAAAUGAGUGACAAAAUCCUCACAGAGAUGGAGCGCAAACUCCAGCGUCUCAUAGUUGCGCAUUCUCCAUUUUGUGUCACAUAUAUGAUCCCUCAUCCUUGUCCCUUAUCCGCUUUCGAUCCUUUGGAAGUCACACUUCCCACCUACAACAACCGGCUUCUUGUCAUGAUCCAAGACCCAAAGCACACACUGAAGACCAUUUGGAACAACAACUGCUCUGGUGCGAGGUUGUUGGUCCUCGGAAACUCUGUUGCUUUGUAUUCUGACGCUCGCAUUUUUUCAUUUGGGCCCAGAACACCGCCACUAUACCAUUGUGAUGUUGAAAACAUGGACCGUCAGGAUGACAAUGCAGCCACACAAUUUUUCUCUGCAUCCACUCUGGAGUACUUGGUUCAAGAGUUCCCAGAUCGAGCUGGGCAGAUUGUGUAUCUCUUUAUCUUUGGCAAGCUUGUUGAUGCAUACCAAAACCGGAAAAUUGACCAUAUUACUCGCAUCAAGAUGGUCCUGCAUGCUCGCAAUUUCGUAGAUCUCUGGGCAUGCUUCCUCAACAGGGCUAAAUACCCUAAAGCAAAGUAUUUCAUCUCCAGAGAGGCCACUGACAUCAUUCAAAUUGUCGUCGAGGGCCUCAUAAGCCUCAUCAUCAUCUACCGUGAUCAUCUAAAUGACGACAUCUAUCCUCUCUUAUUCUGGCUUCAUUCUAGCGAGCUGUGCAAACACGUCUUUGCCGAAGCUUGCAAGCUCAUCAAAGAUUUCACAUUCCUUGACUUACUCUAUAUGAUGCCUCGACUGCAUGUUAGUAUCCGUGCCAUAGUACUUUUAGGCCACUCUAGUGAUCCUAAAGCUCAUGCAGCUGGCUAUGCCCAUACAUAUUUUGAUUCUCAUGGAGCUAAUCUCAGACUAUUGUCAGCAUUCCCGACCGACACAGAGAUUCAGGCAGCAGCUCAAGAUGCUUGGUCCAAAGCUGAAAAUCCUUUCAGCAUUCUAGGGAUUUCACCCUUGGACCUACUCUUGCAGCUUCCUACUCAUCUCAUUUUACCCAGUGUCAAAUCUUGGUUUCACCUAGAGACUUCAAAGCAUGAUGAAGAAUCGGAAGAGGAGCCAGACGGAUGGUGUACUGAUCAUGACCACGAUGACAAUAAUGAAGCCAAAGAUCUGAAGCACCUUCUUAGGGUCAAUGAGACAGCUGUUGGUCACAUACACAAGGUUGAUAAAUGCAUGUUCAACCUAUCAUUGGCAGCCAUCGCAGUGGAUGUUGACAACCUCUACAAAGCGUGGAAACUCACUGUCGAGCCUUUACUCAAGGAACAAGAGAGAGACAUACAGGAAGAUAUAGCUGCAAUCUCCCAUGUCAUGGCUGCUGCUCAGCUUCCUGCCCUGUCUAAUCUGCCACUGGAGCCUCGACAUAUCUUUGACAUGCAUUUGACAUUAGCCAUCAAGCUCAACUUGGCAGCUCUUGUGAAAGUCCGGAAAGCACACAAGACACAGUGCGCUCCUGAUGGCAUUUGUAAAUCACUGCAGGAUGUUCAGUCAGCUCCAUUGAAAAAGACCACUAGUGGUGUUUGCCAACAGAUUGUCCGUGAGAUGAAUGCCAUGCUUUGUCAGCAGCAGGACAAGGGGAUUGGCACAAGCCUCGAGCAGAAGGAGAGAUGGAAGGGUUCUGCACCUGGAGGCCGAAGUGCUCAAGCAGUCGCCGGCCAACAAGCAGCAGCACAAUACUCUCUUUCAGAUUCAUCAAUAUCGGAAGCUUGUGUUCUCUAA